This is a messenger RNA of Ostertagia ostertagi, 300 nucleotides long. The record is from the annotation of a GenBank genome assembly. NCBI's taxonomy places the organism in Eukaryota, Metazoa, Nematoda, Chromadorea, Rhabditida, Trichostrongylidae.
AUGGCCCAAAUAACAAGGCAGAUAAUUCACACUGCCAAUGCUCCCGCUGCUGUGGGACCGUACAGCCAAGCCGUCCGAGUCGAUAAUACUAUCUACGUUAGCGGCUCUCUGGGAUUAGACCCUAAGACCGGAGAGUUGAAGCAAGGCAUCAAGGAGCAGGCUCAUCAGUCACUCAAAAAUAUCGGUGAAAUACUAAAAGCGGCUGGAGUUGGGUAUGGAAACGUUGUCAAAACUACGGUUUUAUUGGCCGAUAUCAAGGACUUCACCACCGUAAGGGGAUAUCUACAAAGAAUCAUUUAG